AUGAAGUUCCUUCACAUUGCCGUAGCGGGCGUACUUGCUCUCGCCGCAAGUGGUACGGUUACCGGAAACACGACAGACUGGACACAGUAUGUGAACAUGUUCAUCGGUACAGAGGGUCCGGUUCCUGGGACGGCCUACAAUGCCGGCAAUGUCUUCCCUGGCGCUGCUCUACCCUUUGGUGCUGUCAAGGUUGGGAUUGACACGACGAGGUGGAAUGUCUCAUUUUCUGCAAAUGCUGGAUUUACACCAGAUGGCAACGUCACAGCCGUCACCAUGCUUCACGAAAGCGGCACCGGAGGAGCACCAACCUACGGCCUCAUACCCCAGAUGCCACUGACUACCAUCGAGGGUGUGAACGUGCUCGACAAUCUGACUUACAUGCAGCCCCGAAUCGCCGAAGAUGUAGCGAGUGUAGGCUACUAUAAGACCCAACUUCAGAACGGCGUCACAGCGGAGAUGAGCGCCAGUAUGCAUGCGGGCAUCAUGAAAUAUGAGUACCCAAAGGACACUGGUCGGUACGUCUUGGUCGACCUGAGUCAUCUUCUGCCCAGCACUGGCAAGAAGGAACAGGCGUGGAGCAACGGUGAGCUUGAGAGAAGCGAAGAUGGCACCUGGUACUCGGGGUAUGGCGUGUACAGAGAAGGGUGGGCUUGGGGCGGUAAUUAUCGCGUGUAUUUUUGCGGGCACUUCGAUACAACACCAUCAUCGGCCCAGCUGUUCUCCGGCAAGGCGACUGAUCCGUACUGGCCAAAUGCGACAGAUGUCAGGCCGACUUUCACGAACAAGACCUCGAUCAAGGGCGGGACAGUGGAAUACCAGUACGCUGAUCGCAUAGGGGCCCUCUUUGAGUUUCCACCCAAUGCGACGACAGUCAAGUCCAAGGUCGGAGUCUCCUGGGUAUCAGCCGAUAAGGCAUGUCAGUUUCUGGAAGAGAUCCCAAGCUGGGAUAUCGAAGCUGUCAAGGCAGAAGCGCAGAACCAGUGGAACACCGAAGUUCUCUCCAAGGUUGAAGCCAGUACGUCAAACGAAACGCAGCUCGAAAUGUUCUACACGGCCAUGUAUCACUCCCAUCUCCUGCCAUCGAACCGCACUGGCGAGAACCCCUAUUGGGACUCGGGGGAGCCUUACUACGACGACUUCUACACCCUCUGGGAUACCUUCCGAUGCCUCCAUCCUCUCCUGACGCUCAUACAACCCAAAGCACAGAUUGAGAUCGUAAGAGCCAUGAUCGAUAUCUGGAGAUAUGAGCGUUUCAUGCCAGAGGGGCGCAGUCAUAACCACAAUGGCAGAGUACAAGGUGGCUCAAACUCGGACAAUGUCCUCGCAGACGCCUACGUAAAGGGGCUACAAGGCGGCAUCAACUGGACUGAUGGAUAUGCUGCUAUGAAGACCAACGCAGAAGUGCUGCCCUACAACAAUUUCGACUUCGAGGAUCCGACUGGCAGUACGAAGGAGGGACGUGGGGCGCUGCAGGACUGGAAGGAAUACGGAUAUGUGACUCCAGCAAGAGGCAGGUGCUUGAGCAAGACGGUCGAGUACUCGUUGAAUGACUUUAGCUUGUCCCAAGUCGCCAAGGGAGAGGCACCCGAGGAUAUCGCCUUGUACCGCAAUCGCUCAGCUGGCUGGCAGAAGACAUGGGCGACAGAUGUCACUUCGCUUAACUACACGGGUUUCUUGGCGCCGACAUAUCCAAAUGGCAGCUACCAGGACUACGAUCCUCUGUCCUGCGGCGAGUGUGAAUGGGGCAGCAUCAGCUAUGAAGGUGUCCCGUGGGAAUACAGUUGGACGACCCCGUUCGACAUGGAGACACUCAUAUCCCUCAUGGGCGGACCAGAGACAACUGAAGCACGUCUGGAUACCAUGUUCACACUCGGACUCACGCAGUCCGACCAAGGCGGUAACAGUGCCGGCUCGACGAUAUUCAAUCCGGGCAACGAACCGAGUUUCAUGACCCCAUUCCUGUACAACUACCUCCCACAGCGGCAACACAAGUCCGUCCGUCGAUCGCGAGAACUCGUCGACCAGUACUACAACGCCGGCCGCUCUGGCAUCCCCGGCAAUGAUGAUGCAGGCUCUAUGAGCAGCUGGCUUGUGUGGAAUAUGAUUGGACUGUAUCCGGUCGUGACCCAGCCGGUCUACCUGGUGCUUGCGCCGCGCUUCGAAGACGUUACCGUGAGGCUGGGGGACAGUGGGUCGGUUCUGAGAAUCAAGGCUACCGGACUGGAAGAUGGGAUGUACGUCCAGAGCUUCAAGGUCAAUGGCCAGAGCUGGGACCGAAGCUGGGUCAGCCAUGAAGAUAUCGUGCGGCCUGGCGGAGAAGACAGCUUGCUCGAGUUCGAGAUGGGAUCUGAGGUGGCCAUAUGGGAUACCGGAGAGGUGCCUCCGAGUCCGGGUCACGUAAAACUCUGA
Anthostomella pinea is the source of this 2409-nucleotide messenger RNA. The record is from the annotation of a GenBank genome assembly. Lineage: Eukaryota; Fungi; Ascomycota; Sordariomycetes; Xylariales; Xylariaceae.